CUCGCGGAACGGCAGACCGGAAGGACACGCGUCGGCAGUUGGUACCUACCUAAUUUCAUAACUGAAGUUUUUCGUUCGUGAUUGUGUAAAAGAAAAGUGGUUUCUGGUGAACUUGUGUUUCAUUUCAGAUAUGGUCGAACCCGGGCUGAAGCUAUCUAAUGGGCCAGGUGCCCUCUGUAAAGUUUGCGGAGAUCGCGCAUCCGGUAAGCACUACGGUGUACCAUCGUGUGACGGUUGCAGAGGAUUCUUCAAACGAAGCAUCAGAAGGAAUCUCGAAUACGUUUGCAAGGAGGGUGGAAAAUGCGUUGUCGACGUAUCCAGGCGUAACCAGUGCCAGGCAUGUCGGUUUGCAAAGUGUCUGCAGGCGAAUAUGCGUCGGGAAGCUGUUCAACACGAACGUGCCCCUCGCAAUUGUGCCUCACUUGCAGCCAUGAAUGGAAUAAAUCCUUCCGAUUUCUACACCUCGCGAACGUUCGCGAUGCCACAGACAAAUCUAUUCUUCCCGCUCCCGCUACACAUAACGGCUUCGUCGGCGUUCACCCCCAUGGACCCAACCCGCUUCAUUCCUCCGUACGGGAGUACAGCCAUGUUCGAUCACUUUCCGCCGACGGCAUUCGGGGCAUCUUCUGCGCCACCCAUGUCCGCCAAUGUGAAAAGCGAAAAAUCAAUUUCGGAGUCAAUUUUCACCAAGAUCACCGGCGACACGGCUCCACUUCAACCGCCACCGUCCUACACCAUCAGCGCUAUCCUGAACUCCAGUAGCGUGGCCGCGAAAGAGAACGAAGUGAGCAGCUCAGAGGAAAGCAUCAGCAACCAACCGACGAAUAGUGAAAAGUCGGAAACGGACAUGCUGCUCGAAACUGCAGCCAAGCUGCUCUUCCUAGCCGUGAAGUGGGCUAAAUCGGUGCCAUCGUUUCUGCAGCUGCCGACCGCCGAUCAGAAGGUGUUGCUGGAGGAAUCGUGGGCGGAGCUGUUUGUGAUAACCGCAGCCCAAUGGGGGCUACCGAUCGAUAAUGAUUUCAUUACCCGCAACCCAUCGGCCAGAAGGCUGCACGCUGCUAUCCAGCAGUUUGCCCUCGCACGUGUCGACUACCGCGAGGCAGCAUGUUUAAAGGCGUUAAUCUUGUUCCGUUCGGAUAAUUCGAAUCUCUACUCGUCGCACGAGAUACUACUGUUACAAGAUCAAACCAUUAGCUUGCUGCAUGAAAAGUGCGGAGGAGUCCGGCUCGGUCAUCUGCUGCUUUUGCUGCCCUGUAUCAAAUCAGCAGCCAAUCCGAAAACGUUACAGGAGAUGUUAUUCCGGAAGACAGUAGGAGAGGUUGCCAUCGAGCGGUUGUUGGGCGAUUUGAUGAGAACUUAAUGAACACGUAUGGAAGCGUAGGAUCAGUUACUUCGGAUAUCAUUCUAGUCAUAUAAUAAUGUAACAUAGUGGAUGUAAUUGAAUGCAUUUUUAUUGUGGUAAUGAAUAAUAAAUUAUUCAA
Messenger RNA from Armigeres subalbatus, 1481 nucleotides. RefSeq names its product nuclear receptor subfamily 2 group E member 1-like. Gene Ontology annotation, biological process: regulation of transcription by RNA polymerase II; cell differentiation; anatomical structure development. NCBI's taxonomy places the organism in Eukaryota, Metazoa, Arthropoda, Insecta, Diptera, Culicidae. Gene Ontology annotation, molecular function: zinc ion binding; nuclear receptor activity; RNA polymerase II cis-regulatory region sequence-specific DNA binding. Bases 131 to 1360 code for a protein of 409 amino acids. The record is from RefSeq and is a predicted model, not a curated record. The transcript has 5 exons.